AUGGAUUACAGUACUAACAUGAGCUGUCUACUGAAAGUUGACACGCAAUCUGGUGGAUGGGAAAAGUGCCUGACCAAGAUGCUGAAAAAAAUCAAAGGAGCAAAGUAUUCUUUAAAUGUCCAAGAAGGAACGCUCCGUGUUUCUGGGAAAGUAAACCCGACGAAAGUACUGAACAAGCUAAAGAAGGCUGGGAAAGUAGCAGAGAUCUUGUGGGUGAAUAGUGGAGUAACUGACGGUGUUUAUUUUGAAGACCCAACCUUGUAUAGUAAUCACUAUAGUCCUUAUAAUAAUGAUUACAAUUAUGUGAACAAUGGUUAUGCAGCUGGAUACCACCUUUCUUCUUCAUACAGCCAUCAUCAUCAGCUUCCUAUCACCCAUCAUUAUCCCUAUGGCGGCCAUGGUUAUGGUGGAUUUUAUUGA
Rosa rugosa (rugosa rose) is the source of this 420-nucleotide messenger RNA. RefSeq lists its product as uncharacterized. The transcript has 3 exons. Lineage: Eukaryota; Viridiplantae; Streptophyta; Magnoliopsida; Rosales; Rosaceae. The record is from RefSeq and is a predicted model, not a curated record. Bases 1 to 420 code for a protein of 139 amino acids.